Messenger RNA from Symbiodinium sp. CCMP2592, 11283 nucleotides. The record is from the annotation of a GenBank genome assembly. NCBI's taxonomy places the organism in Eukaryota, Dinophyceae, Suessiales, Symbiodiniaceae.
AUGAGAGUCGCCCUGCUGUUGAUCGGCGCACUGGUGCGCCCGCUCGGGGGGCUAUGGCCUUUCGCUGUGGGUAGCGAAAACCAAACGUGCGACAAAGGAGGAGCAGGUUCGUGCCCUACAGAAGGGCACGAGCCUUACAGUACCCGUGGCUCGGAACCGAGCCCGGGAGCAUCGUACUGGUGGUUCGACUGGUCCUGGGAAGGCUCCACUGAACCGAAAGCCAGCACGCCCCAAGCCGAAGACGCCCAUUCUCGUCGCUGGUACUUCCGGAUUUUGGCCGGAGUAUUGUGGGAGAUAUGGGAAGGGGGGUUGACCUGGUGCGGCACCCUGUGUGCCUCCAUUGGGCUCGCUGCAAGGUGGACCUAUUGGCUGGCCACCACUACCAUCCUGCUGGGUAUGUUACAACUUACCUAUUGGACCUAUGCGUGGGUCGUCAGGCCCAUCUUCGUCGUCAUUGGAGCACUGCUCCAGUACGUGGCGGGCCGAGGGACCUGGGAGGCCGUGCUGAGGGGGCACGGCGAAAACCCAUAUCACGUCAGAUGGACAGGACCCCAAGGUGAGCAUCCCUGGUCGGUCACCUACGUUCAAGAUCAAGUAAGAGGGAGAGGUGAACAACAGCUCCCAUAUGAUCUUCUGGUAACCGACGGGGUAGCUGUGGCCCGCUUACGGCAUGGAGCCGUACGGGGUCGCACCAACCGCCAUGGGUUUCUUUGCAGGUGUGACAGCGUACACGGGGCGUCCCACCGCUACUGGAGAAGGUGUUUGGAGCGAGCGCAGUGUGUUGUUCACCUGUGCUCGGUAGAACCAUGCACUUCGCCUGAAGCAGCAGAGCUACAUAUCACGGCCAGUAGUGUGGUCCCCCAGAGCUGCGUGGACGUCGACCUGAACGAACUGUCAGGCCGAGGACCUAUGUGUCGGGCCCUCAACGCGUCCAAGUUUAUGGCCCUACAAGGGGUCACGGGACUUUGGAGCACCGGACGCGCAUGUGGGCGUUGGAUCACCUCUUGGUGCUGUUGCGGCGGAGCGAAGCACUCGAGGCGCGCUCCGCGCCCGGGUGAGGAAGAAGGGCGCACUCCGCGCCACGAUUUGUCAGAGACCGAAUCGGAGGAAGAAGACAACCCGUGCCAGGCCGAUGCGAUCGCCUGGAAAGAGGGCACGCAGACGAAAAGGCUCAGCAAAGAGCGCUGCAAAGACGCCGCGUGUUCGUGGGUCAGGCUUCUCAACGAUGACGGCAUGCAAAGUAGUAGUGGUGAACUGCAUUGGGAUGGACUUCAAGCCAGCUGCCAGUUAUGCGCCCGCCACCAGGAGAGCUACGACCUUUCAAAGACCAGAAGAGCUUGCUCAGUCGAGGGCUGUGGGAAGGUCGCCCAGACGGUGAAGGGAGGGGUCAAACUUUGCAGACUGCACGCCAGCAAGGAAGAACGAGGCCCAACCCCCAAGCAGGGGAAUUUCGCUUCUCGGUCCCGUGGUCCUCAGGAAGCCAGAAAGAGGUCCAUCAGCCGUGGCGCGGAGCGCGCCCGGCCGCAUUCGCAGGAUGCCACACCCAAGCGCGGAACGCGGACUGAGGCUGCUGAACUCCGAGGGAUUUCCUCCCCCCCGCGUUUGGAUGGAGCCACCUCAGUUGCCCACUUUCCCGGAGCUGACGCUUCGGUCGAGGAUCAGGUACUCACGGGGUUGACCUGGGAAGAGAUCGCGGGGAUACCGGAUGAAGAUCUUCGAAAAAGGGCCAUAUUUCUCAAGCAAAGAGGCGCGACGCCCGGCCCAACUUCAGGUGGACCGGACAGGAGCGCCUCCAGAACCGAUGCACCAGACGACAGCCAGGCCCUGUUCGCGUAUAUGGAAGCGAGACUCCAGGGGAAGGGGCACGACUCAGCUGUCGAGGUGUCCGAGGUGGACGGCAGGACUCCGUCCGAGAGACAGAGGCGUCUCCGGGAACUGGCACGGAGGCAUUGCAUACGAAUUACCAGCGAACUACCGGCCGAGGCCAGCAAAUUCAUUUGGGAACUAGCCCAACCGCAGGUCUCGACAGACGGGCAGCCAGGAGGAGGUUUCUACCCGUGGACCGCUUCGGACCCGGGUCCUCCUUCUCACCACCAGAGCAGGACAAGUCCGUGGGCUGCUCCAGCCCCGGAACGUCCGUGGGCAGCCCAGGGCUCGGAUCAUCGGCCAACCGCUCAGGCAUUGUUCAGGCAAAACCCCGGAGCAGGGGGAGCUGGGGGCAGAACUGAUGCGGUAGAUGCGCUGGCCCAGGCCACCAGGGCUUUCCGAGCAGGAGCCUUCACGGAUGCAGAGGCACCCGCAGCAGACGAGACGACUAAAGCCCUCCAGGCGAUAGCCAAAAGCCUGACCUCCAAGGAAGACGCCCUCGCACAGGAGCGAGGUAAACUGGCAUCAAUUGGGCGAUUGGAGGAGAGGCUUGUGUUUUUGCUCCGGGGCUGCGACUCCCUGAGUGUCACUCUCUGCCCUGGCGUGGUAGGGAAAGAACUCUUUCAUGCGCUUCGCAUCGCAGGGACGCAAGCGAGACCUCAGUUGCGGAAGAUCGAGUUCCCCUGCAACAUUCAAAACCGGCACAGCUAUGGAUUUGCGGCCCUGCAGCUGGGAGGGAAAACGCUCAACACGCUGCCGGAGUACUGCCUAUCGGCCGGAGAUUUUCCACUCACCUCGGAGGAAGAUUUCGACAACUACGGGGGCUCACCUGACCUCAAACUCGAACGUAAAGGUCGGUACCCUAACACGCUGACCUCAUGGUUCAGAGCCGCCCUCCGCCAGUCUUGGGCCUUCUCCUGUCUCUUUGGAGAGGAAUAUUACCCCGUGCUCGAAAAGGCCGCUUCACAUCUGUUGCGCUUAGGGGAACAACAUGGCUAUGCCUGGCCAGCGUCCGCAGUCUACGGUGCAUGGGAAGAACUUUGGGCCCGUUUUUGCGAAGAAGCACGGGAGUUGGAUCGUCGCAUUCGCAGAGCCAUGCAAGACGAGACUCCUACCUUCGCCCGACUCAAGUUCUUCGCCCUGUCCCCUGGUCCAGACGGGCAGCCCUGGCUCCAACUGCCGGGUACCUUUCGCCUUGACGACGAUACCCAAUACUUCUGCACCGAUAUGUUGCCGCGCAUGCAGCGCCAACUCUCUCGAGCGUGUUGGGCCGGCGCACAGAAGAAGGGCAACACCGGGGGUCGGGCUGCUGGAGAAGGGGAUGCCACCGAGGCUCGAACCGAGCCCGGUGCGGCGGAUAAAGCCGCCCCACCAAAACUUCUCGGUCCCAGCCUCACGCCCAAGGAAGCGGCCGCUCCUAAGUGGACGACCCUGGACUACACGGUCCAGCUCCAGUUGCUGCGCCGAGGGGGCCUUAAGGGCUCUAAGGCCAAGACAGGGGACGAAGUCGACCGUGAGUUCACCCGAGUACGGGCGGAGCAAGCUGCGAAAGCCGCCGCUGCUAAGCAGGAAGGUAUCGCAGCUGCUAAGGCCAAGGCUUCUACCACACAGAGGACCACUCCAGCUGCGGGCACGGGCAACACUGACCGCACCUCUCGAGCGGGAGAACGAGUACCCGAACAGACAGGACAUGUUGUGGCAGAUUUGGAUAAUGUCCUGCCCACCGACCGUGAAGAAACCCUGGGCGCACUUCUCAAAGACGAAGGCAGCAACUGGUGGCGCGACGUCGAUGCCGACGCCGCUACUCUUACCUGCCCUAGCUCAAAAUUUGAGAAGUCGGCGCGAGCGGACGCGGCUGAACCCGCCCUGGGGCCUUAUCCCACUGGACUGGUGGGUGUCUACCUGCGCAAUCGCCUUCUACGCCUCCGCGAGGAAACGGGUCGUGCCCCCGAGCUUGAGGAUGUUACGCACCUGUUGGAGGAAGCUGUCUCCCUGGGUGGCCCAGAGCUGUCUGAAGAAGCCGCCCGCCUCCUUGAGGAACGCGGCAUCCACCGCAAGGCCGGCGAGUCCCCCCUGGUGCAGCUUUCAGGUCUUACAUGGAAUUCCACCAUCGGGGCCGGAACGCUCACCUGGAAGGGCGUCGGUCACUGGGCCAUGUACGACUACCAAGACCAGCUUCCCCUCUCUUCUGAGGCAUGCGAACAGAUGGGAUUUGCCGCCGCCUACGACGAGCCUAAGCAGUGUUUGUUGCUGCACGUCGCCGCCGCUUACCUCGCCACACCGGACCAGCCUCUCCCCACACCCGAGGCGGUUUGGGCUCUCGCCUCCGAGUGGAGAGUCCGGUGGUGCUCGCAGGCACGAGUCGCCGAGGACUCUCUGGGGCCAACGCCCGAACGGCUCACGCAGGCCGAAGCGGAUGUCCGAGUGUUCCACCACGACCUUCUCCAUUUUGGGCACGACCGCGACUACCGCACUUUGGUUGCCCACCCUUUGGAGGAGUGGGAGUGCCUGGGCUUGGCCGUCCUGCGCCUCGACGCUUAUAUGCGGCCCAGCGUCGAGGUUGUCUGUGGCCGCCGCUAUAGCGGUAAAGCUGAGGACACCCGGUGGGUGCUGGUGCACCGUGGCCACAUGCGUUUGCUGGUUCCCGACGAGUCCUGCUUGCCGCCCUUGGGGAGCCGCGAGCUCGAGGCCGCUGGCUGGGAGGCGUACCUUGAGGAGGCGGAGGGCUCUCCGCUUCUCGACGCGGGGCGUCUCCUGCAGUGCCAGGUCUGCCACCCCAAGCGGGCGCCCGGAUCGUUUCGGACAGGGCGUGAAGCCGGGGCGUUUGGGUUACAGGUUUUGCGCGCCGGUCGGGGCCACUCUGUCGAGGCCCGUUCCGGGCCCGACAAGCACACAGCUGCUCCCGCUAUUUCGACCAAGUCCGUCGACUGGCCGCUGCUCUCCUGUCUGCCCCCCGCAGGCCAGCCCCUCCCGCUGCUGGUGUUGGGGCCUUCCACCGCACACGCCGCCUCCGAUUGUGCCUGGGGCCCUUUGCCAGACGCCGCUGCCGCUGCCGCCGCUCUGACAUACAUUACCGAAGGAGGCGUCUCUUGCCUCUGGCUACUCCCCGCCGCGCUGCCGCCGGGUCCGCCUGCCGAUGAGUGGUCUUCUGUUUUGCGGCUGGCCGCCGCGCAGUUGCAAACCGGUGGGCGCUGCGUGCUCGAGGCUCCCCUCUACCGGCGGGCUUGGACCGACAAGGCCACACGCAUCCAACUUGCCGGCGCGUGUUGGCAUGCCGAACGCCUGCCCAGCCCCUUGUUGGGCCCGGCCGGCGGAGUUACUAUGUUGCGCGCGUCUUUCUGCGUGCCCCCUGACCUCGCCGCGCUUUGUAGUACCGGGGGGGGGGAGGAGGAUUUUGCUUCCAAAAUGCAAAGGCUGAAGACCGUUCUUGAUAACCCUGCGGGGGAGGCUGAGCGAAAAAGCCAAGAAGCUGACCUCUCUGAGGGAACAGGUGACUCCGUCAGGUGCGGAAAGCUGUUCGCUGACUCCGGCCCGCUCCUGGGGCCUCCGCCGUCCUGGCUGCCUAAGAGCCUCUCCAAAGAAGCAGAAGAGGCGGCGGAGGCCUACCUGCAGAAGGUGCACCAGGUUGAGUACUCUUUGGAAGCGUGGAAUGGUGCCGUGCAAGCGGGAACGACCCUCCUCAGGCUUUGUGGAGGAUGGAAGGAGACGGAGGGAGCGCUGCGCUACGCGUGGAGGGCUCGGGGAGAAGAUCACUUCGCAGGGCUCUUUGAUCACCACCUCGACAGUCACCUUCCGGAGGAUCUCCUUGCGUGGGUUAGAAGAGUUGCCCAGGAAGGGGUAAAGGCCGAGUACCGUGGCACGCAGCGUGCCCGGGUUAAGGCCACCCCACAUCCCUCCCUUCAGGAUCAUGUGGAAGAAGCUCGGCAACUAAUCUGGCAGGACGACCAUUUUCCAGCCAUCCAACCCAGAUACGCAGAGGUAGUAAGGCUGGUGAUGUGGUGCAAGAGCCGGUACCCCGGCGUCCGCAUCCUUUUGGCGAAGAAAGACGUCUCGGAAGCCUUUAAGUGGCUUUGGGUCGAACAGGACGACUGCAGGCUUUUCGGAGCGGAUCUCCCCCCUGUAGGGACUACCCGGGACAGCCGUGGCGACGCUUCGCGCCCGGUUACGGUCUUGUACCUCGCUAUGACGUUCGGAUGGACUGGGGCCCCAGGAGAGUUCAUGGCUUUCGCAUGGGCGAUUAAGUUGCUCCACAGAGCAUGCGGGCCCGACCGGCCUGAGUGGCACGACUCGUCCUCCUUCCGGUCGCUCGCUUUAAUGGACGACUCGGUUGUGAUCGAGCCCGACUUGGGCCUACGCCCUCAGCUGUCGGUCGACGCUUUGGAAGAAGCGAUCCGACAGACUUUGGGGCCACUCGCCAUCAAUGUGGCCAAAGACGUCGAAGAGGGGACCCUCACCACGAGAAAAUUGAUUUGGGGCCUAGAGUUCGAUACAGAAGCUGGGACCUGUCGGCUCCCACCUCUCAAGGUCGAACGAGCCUACCACGUCCUCCAGUCCCCGUUCUUCGACGCCGGCCAGACCAAGGUACCGCUCAAAGAAGUCCAGGUGCUACGGGGCUCUCAACAGUUCUGGCUAGGGGUCCUCCCGCAGCUCGCCCCUUACCUCCAGAGCACUAAUGCGCUCUUGGGACCCGCCGACCGAGAAGGCCAUGUCGUCCUACGCGGGAAUGAGGCAGACCAGUCCGCGCAGUGGGAAGCAUUCUGGAGCGCCAUCGAGCUUCAAAGGCUGUUGGUCGGUUCACGGCAAUUUUGGGAAGCGCGCUUCGUCUCGCAGCUCGAGCACGCACUCACCACGCCUGAACUCUUGGCCCUACCAGAGGUCAAGCGCAAUCUGGUCUGGGUGUCAGCUGACGCCACGCCCACCCGGCUGGGAGCGAUCGACUGGACCGCCAGGGUCGCAGUUGCUUGCGCCGCAGCUCCCCUCUUAUCGCCUCUUGAAGCCAAUGCCCAGGAUCCCACCGACCUCGAGGCUCGUACCAAGCCCGAGGAGGACUUGGUGCAAAUAGGCGUCGCGGAAUUACUGGCCUUGCUCGUGUUAGUAGUCGCCAGAAAGGAAGCCUGGGCAGGCAGCGUGAUUCUGUACUUGGGGGACAACACCAAUGUGCAAGAUUGGCUGCGCAAGCGGCAAGCCGGGAAUGCGCAAGCCAACCACCUCCUGAAAGUCUUGGGAGCGCUAGAGGGGGUCCAUGGCCUACAGGUGAGGGGGGCUUACCUUCGCACUUACCACAACCAAACCGCCGACGACCUGACCCGGCUUGACCCCGACAAAGUCAUCGAGCAACAGGGGCUGACUCGCCUCAGUGUUCCAGACGAUUGGGGUCGAGUGCUGGAAGAAGCUUGGCACCGCAGAGCCCUCUUGUGGGUAGGCCAACCAGAUUCCGAUCGGCAGAUGGCCCUGCAGCUCGCCACGCGGAGGAUUGGACCGGCCCCUCCACGGGCCAUGCCCGCGUUCGGUUGGAAGGUGCACGAGCUCGGUGCUUCAGAGCACGGCGUGUACACCCGAGCUUUCUUUGCCGCCGGAGGCUUGAAGCACGACCCCCAAGACUCCUUAGCCUCUUUGGAAGGAGCACCCGCCGUGGAGCGUUUCGCUCCCGGUGAAAAGGAAAACCCGACGCAGGCCGCGAGCAUCUGGAUAGACUCUUUCCGACCACUCGCGGUCGAAGCAAUUUGCACGGAAGAUGCCCGGAACCGCUGGGAAUGGUGGACGGAGGAGUUCACCGGCCGCACCUUUAAAGAGCAGGUGUGGUGGCACCGCUGGGUGCUGGUUGGUGUAAACCCUGGUGUAGGACAGGAAGCACGUGCUGCGACGGAUGAAAAAAGGGCUGCUCUCGAGCCCUGCACGCCACCCCUGCACACGUACGCUACCCACUGGUUGGACCCCAAACCCAAGGCUGGCUGGGUUGAAGGGACGGUGCACCUUGACCCCACUUUCCCCUUUCUUGGGUUGAAGUCCCCCAAACCCUGUGGGACGGUUCGUACCCAGAAGGGGUCGCGCGCGCUUGUUUGGGACCCCACCAAGCCCAUGCCCCCUUUGCACGAUGGCUCCUGGGACCCCGGUCGAAGGGAUGCGCUGCAUUUGUUGAGCCAUGGGGAACAAGGAGUACAGGUCAGGGUGAUCGGGGCCCGGGAGGUCUAUAAGCUUCUCGGAGGAAGGGGCUGGGACGCCACAGAUGACGAUGAGAGCGACGCGCGUCUUGCCCUGCAUGCCCCACCUUACGCCCUGGCAGCUUUCGCUGCCGAGUUUGUAGGCUCCCUCCCCCCUGACGCGUCGACCGACCGCAGCCGUUUCAGCUCUGAGGGGGGCGGUGCGCUCCCUAGUGUAGGCAAGGCAGGAGCUUGUGAGCUCCCGUGGGAGGACGACGCAGAGGCCCUGGUGCGCCUGUGGCUUGGAGGAAAACUCGAGGGUAGGUCCACGACCCGCUGCUCCGGUAUGGGUGGCAAAGGCAACCAGAAAGGAAAGGGAGCCCACAAAGGGCGCAGAGACCAGGAGAAGCUGGAGCGUCUCCGUGGCUCGUUUCGAGCCCGGAGUGACGCUGACCGGCGAAGACUGGUCAAGAUCCUCAGACACGAGGCUGCCCUCCUGGGUCUUCCGAUCCGCGAAGACGGAUGGGUCUCGUUGAAGGACAUCAACGAGUGCGUCGGAACCAUAUCCGGCGAAGAUGCCGCCCGAAUCAUUGGGCGAGACGAGAAAGAUAGGCUAAUUCUUUCUCAAGAGGGUGAAGAAGUGUGGGUGGCGGCCGUGUCAGGUCACACCAUAGCAGGGGUUGUGGGGCCUGGCCGAGAGCUGCCCCUACAGGAGGUCCCAGAGGUGCUUGUGCACGGCUCCUACGCGCGGCACAGCAACAACAUCCUCAAGGAAGGAUUGCACGCGCGUAGAGCGAUCCACCUCCUCUCCUGUGGGUCCAAACACGGCAGGUGGAGGUCGGACAUCGAAACCUCCGUGUUUGUUCUCGCCCGAGAAGCCGCUCGGUACGCCCAGGUUCGGUUCCUUCUUACCACCAAUGACAUCUACCUGGCGCCGGACGGAAUACCUCCCGAGUAUAUCUCGCAGAUCGAAUCCUGGCGGAAAGGACCGGUUCCCUUCCCACCGCGGGCAGCGGGGUCUUCCGUGGGGCGGUCCGCUCCCGGAACGGCUGCCGGCCCGCGCCGGGAAGGAGCUGCGAAAACCGCGGCCGAAAAAGCCCAGCAGAGAGCUGAGGCUGUGGCCGAGCACAAGGAGGCCGCACGCUUUACCGAAAGGCAGGAGGCCAGGCGUAAGUUGGCGUCGGCCGCACCCCGGGGCACAGUGGGCGUGGAGUUGCAGAGAGCUCUGGACUCCGACUGUGAGUCCUGUUCGGACCGCAGGGAGCAGUCCACCCUGAGCGCAGCAGCGUACGCCACGCAGCGCCUGCGAGCCAUGGAGGUGCGUCCUCCACCGGAGCCUGUCGUUCUUAGGCCACGCCUCCAACCUGGCACCCCGGCGCGAGGCAGUGAACGAGGAGCACUGGGGUCAACCGACAAUGUGGUAGCGACCUUGGAGCGCCCCGAGCCAGAGCUGGGGGACGAGGAGAUGGAGCUGAUAGAAGUCGCCGAGCAGAGGAACUCAGACCAGUACCCUCCCGAGGGCAGCCCCAAGAGUGAUGAGCCGAUGUCUUCCGUGGAGCGUUCCGCUCCCGGAAUAGCAGAGGCCACGCUCGAGGGUCUGAGCGCCCCAGGGGCAGCAGCCCAAGAAGCAGCACUGAAGGAAGAGCAAGCUGCGCCAGGGGAAAGCGCCUCUACGUCCGCCGAGGCACGUUUCGCGCCCGGCGAAGGCGAAACACAGGCGAUCUGGGGCCCAAAGGUUGAAGAAGGAGGUCCCUUGCAGCCUCUUGUGGACGCCGCCCAGGCGUUGGGGGAGGUGGCUCUUGCAGAGCCAGAGGCCAUCGCGCUGAAGGUCGACCCGGACACGUUGACGGCGGAAAUCGGUAAGAUGUCGUUGGAAGAUGAAGACCCGGAUUGGUCUGGCGACGAGGCCGAAAUUCCGGUAGCAACUGCCUUGCCGGGAGAGGCUGCGUCCAGCUCCACCAAACAAGAGGAGGGCAUGGGAACCAAGAAGGAACUCGAGCUCGACGAGACGGAGGAACCCCCACGCCGCCGCAAAGUGGUGUUGGCUACCGGCCAGUUGUCGCUUCUCCGGGCCCUGGCCGCUGCCAAUGCGUCCAACUGGUCCGGGGUUCAGCGUGCUCUCAGAGAAGCCCAGGGGUCGGGCGAGGAGAAGAGCGAGCUUGUGGAGAACCUUACGUCUCUGGCGCAAGCGUUCUCCAAGAACCGCGACGCCUGUGCGCAGGCGGCAACCUCGAGGGCGGCAGCCCUCGCAGAGCUCGAGGGCGCAGAAGCCGCCUACUUCGCGGCGCUCCCCCCGGCCUUGGCAGAACUGGAGCGCAAAAACCCAGUGAGGCCCAGCAUGGAUAAAAGCCUCGGGUGGAUCAACCACGCACGCUUCCUGCAGGACAAGGAAGCCGCCGGAGUGUGGGUGGCACGCAGAAAGGAGAAAUCCCGCUUGCGAGCUGCUGCACACCGAGCGGCUCAGCAGUCUGCUGAAGGCGUCGGCGCAGGGGCGCAAGACCCGGUCCGCGACCAGGCGGACGCAGCCAGCCACCUCAACUUUCAAAUGAACGAGGCGGCAAGGGACAACCUGCGGCGCUUCCAGGCUGAGCUGCGAGCUGGGGAGCUAGACGCCCCGAUGCGAGCCGCAGUAGCUCAGAAGCGCAAGCCUGAGUCCGAGCGUAGGCGACGCAUCAAAUGGGAAGGCCAUGCCGUGGCCCGCUUCGGGCCCGGCAGGUGCCCCACGGAGGCCCGGGCAUGGCCAGAGGAGGAAUCGGAAGAGCCGGGCGUACCGACCCCGACUGGGAAGGGACCCAUCGCCAAGCGGCGUCCGGUUACGCCGCACAUGUUGGCAAGGGCCCAAGCGGCGCUGCCACAAGGGCUGUGGGGAAGGCGGCUCAACUGUGCUUUGCAACUCGGUUUCUUUUUUCUCCUGCGAGUUUCGGAACUGGUCGGUGGCAAUAACCCAAAGCUUGGGCUCCGUUUCAAAGAUGUCAAGCUGUAUAGCCGUGGCGAGUUCCUCGCCCGGCCGCCCUUCAGCGGGGCAGAUGAGGUGCAGAUCGUUGUGAGAGCCUCAAAGACGGAUCCCGAAGGGGAAUCCGCCACGAGGAACUUGUUUCGCAGCGAUGCAGCCGUCUGCCCUGUGUUGGCGACCAUAGAGUUUCUGGAACUCAAAUGGUCAGAAGCCACACCGCAUCCGGAGGAAAGAUUCUUUGGAGAUCUUACAAGGCAGGACAUCCAGACGGCACUGCAAACUGUGGAACUCGGACGCAUUUUUAGCCUACCUUUGGACGUCUAG